AAAGAGGAUCUCUCUCAUUCCCCCGUCUCACAAUUUUUCCACUUUCUUCACUAUACCUCCGCCCCACCCCACAGCCACGAUGCCCGCACUACUACACAGAUUGGCGUCUCAGUAACUUCCCAAUCCCAUCUCCCCUCCGAUAUUAAAGUUAAAGGGGGCAAAAUGUUCGGUAUUUCGUACGGAGAGCUCUUCCUCUUGAUCGGUGCCACAGCUGCUCUAGUCGGACCAAAGGAUUUGCCUAGAAUUGCCAGAGCAGCAGGGAGGUUAGCGGGUCGGUCCAUCGGGUAUGUUCAGUUGGCUCGAGGCCAAUUCGAUAAUGUUAUGCAGCAGUCUCAAGCUCGCCAGGUUCAUAAAGAGCUUCAAGAUGCAUUGGCUCAGCUAGAGUCGAUUCGUUAUGAAGUCCGAAGCAUAUCACUUAUGAACCCGGGUCCUAUGACUCGAAAGCUGAUUGAUAAUAUUCAAGACCCGGCUCCUUUGAGCAGUGGAACCAACAUUUCACUUGAGAAGUCCAAGGAGGAGCAGAAAUCAAUAAAUAGUGUAAUGAAGGAUAGUACUUUGAGAACCUCCGACGCACCUAAUUUUCAUAGUCAAGCAACUGCAUAUGCAAAAUUGGCUGAAUCUGAUACUGUGAAGACUGGCACUUUAAAAAGCAGUGCAGAGAAAGAUGACCUUUAUGAUGAGAGUGGUCUUUUCAUUGUUCUCCCAAUUUCAGCUGAAAGCACUGGGAUGCUACCAAAUCGCAAGGAGAAUGUUAAAGGAUCGGACCUUGUGUUGGAAGCAGUAGUUGAAGCAGAGGUAGCACGUAAUGCCAAAGAUUUCUUUUCACAACCUGAAAAUCAAAUACAGGGAACUGAAAAGUGACUGAAAAGGUAGGUUUCCUCGAACAAGCAGCUAGUGAAACAUUUUAAAAAGGAAGUAUCAGCUGGAUGCAGAAUUGCAUACCCUUUACCCUCUAGGGGGAAGUUUUAAAAGUUCAGCAGGUGUUUAAUACAGAAAUGGAAAUUAAGAAUCGCCCAAAAGAGACCUUGCUCAAUUUCAAGCGGAUGAAUUAUGCCAAAAACUUCGGGCUGGCCAACAUGUCUAUUUUCCAUUAUCUGUCCCACCCAUCCACGAAAUUCUAAAACUUGAAAACUUGGUGGAGCAGCUUGGACUUCUAUGGAUUAGCAGGUGGGAAAAUAGCCAUGUCAGUCAACCUGAAGUUUUUGACGUACUUCAUACCUUAAGAUUGGGCAGGAUUUGAUUCGAGUUUCAGAUCUUCACUUUCCAUUUCCUUCUAGUUAUGGGUUCAUAAAUAUUAGAAGUAAUCUUAUGUUCUAGCAGGAAGUGUAAAAACAUCCAAUAGCUGCAAACAGAUGUCCUUGGAAUUUGGUUGGAACAUGUAUUACAUGGAUGGUAUUCCAAUGGAUUUGAAAGACAAACGGAGGAAUAUGACCAAAAAGGGGCGUCAACUAACUAAAUCACUUCUAACUCAGAGAUACAUUGCACCUUUAGUUAGUUGAUGCCUCUUUUUUGGGUCAUAUUCUGCCGCUUGUCUUUUAAAUCCAUUGGAAUACAACCUGACCAGAUUGCAAUCUUUUCAGCGGGGACUUUUUCGGUAGUGACUGGAUUAAGAUAACUAAGUUAGAUUCCGAUGAUUUGGUCAAUCAAAACCUUACAUCUGUUUUUUUUUUUUCUUCAGAUAGGCAUCUAAACGUAUGAAUGAAGAGAUUGACAAGGCCAAUGACAAAUAUAUUACAAGCAGGCAUCUAAAGCCAUACCUCUAGCCCAGAGGUUUUUCAAUGUAUCGGGAAUACGAUUUGAUACACCAAGUGUAAUAUUACACUUGGCUGAAAACUUGGAAGGAAAAAAAAUUCAACUAAUUGUAUUAUGAUACUGGUAUACCAGGUUGUCUUCCCGAGACUAAUAAUUU
Messenger RNA from Malus domestica (apple), 1909 nucleotides. Lineage: Eukaryota; Viridiplantae; Streptophyta; Magnoliopsida; Rosales; Rosaceae. The record is from RefSeq and is a predicted model, not a curated record.